CGCACCUUCCGGCUUAGGUCCUCCACGGCGGCCGAAGUCCGCGGGUCUGAAGGCCCGGAGUUUCCGGAAGUUGCGCCUUGCCGGCUUCCGGUGCGGGUAGGGAAAAAUGGCGGUAUUCGUUGUGCUCCCGACUCUGGCGCGGAUGUUGCCAAGGCAUAGCCUGUUGUCUCCUUCGCUCAGUGCGACAUCAUUCAGACGUUUCUACAGAGGUGACAGCCCAACAGAUUCUCAAAAAGACUUGAUUGAAAUCCCUUUGCCUCCAUGGCAGGAGAGAACCGAUGAAUCCAUAGAAACCAAAAGAGCCCGCCUGCUCUAUGAGAGCAGAAAGAGGGGAAUGCUGGAAAACUGCAUUCUCCUUAGCCUCUUUGCUAAAGAACAUCUGCACCACAUGACGGAGAAGCAGCUGAACCUCUACGAUCGCUUGAUCAACGAGCCCAGUAAUGACUGGGAUAUUUACUACUGGGCCACAGAAGCAAAACCAGCCCCCGAAAUACUUGAAAAUGAAGUCAUGGCACUGCUGAGGGAUUUUGCCAAAAACAAGAACAAAGAGCAGAGACUGCGUGCCCCAGAUCUUGAAUACCUCCUUGAAAAGCCACAUUGAAUUGUGGACUGCUCCUCUGCCUGCCAUGGGACUCGCCGUGGAUGGUGACCGCUUACGACGCUGGCCUCAGCUUCCAGCUUCGCCUUAGACAGCCCCUCAAGUGACGGACACAUCGCUCUCCCAGGACAGACACCCUGCAGACUGUGCAGGGUGCUUGCUCUGACAGUAGUGUCAUUUGUCAGUGUUGUGGGCGCCGGCCUGCUUUGUCUGGCUGCCACGGUGCAGGUCUGCCACAAGAGGGCACUGCAGGGGACGCAACCGUGCCAGCUUUGCUUCAGCCCCAGAUGUGCUCAGCGAAAAGCAGCAGCCGGCCGCUGUGCUGAUGGUCCAGGUGGUCCAGGGCUUUGUAGGAGCGAAGUGCCCCCUUCCAACCAGGGACCAUCCUUUCUGCCCUCUGAGUGGAACCCGCCAGAGGCACAGAGGCAGAAUGAGGGCAGCGAGCAGGAGUGGCGUGGGCUUGAGAGUCGACACCUUCAUCAUCAGAUUUCCUUGAAGAUAUGCGCUUUGUAAGUUGAAAGAUCAUGAAUAUUAAAGGAUAUUGAAA
Sciurus carolinensis (gray squirrel) is the source of this 1145-nucleotide messenger RNA. RefSeq names its product succinate dehydrogenase complex assembly factor 2 (gene Sdhaf2). The transcript has 4 exons. The coding region runs from base 107 to 601 and encodes 164 amino acids. Gene Ontology annotation, biological process: protein-FAD linkage; mitochondrial electron transport, succinate to ubiquinone; mitochondrial respiratory chain complex II assembly. The record is from RefSeq and is a predicted model, not a curated record. Gene Ontology annotation, cellular component: mitochondrion. Lineage: Eukaryota; Metazoa; Chordata; Mammalia; Rodentia; Sciuridae.